AUGCCGCCGCCGCUGGCGCAGGUGCAGGAGCUGCGGGACCGCCUCUCCGACCGGUUCCGGCCGUGGAGCCGCUCCGCGCAGUUCUGGGUCCGCGCCGUCGACAUCUACGGCAGCUACAAGGUGUGCCAGCUGCGCACGGGGUUCGUCAAGGAUGAGGAGGAGCGGGAGGCCAUGUGGGAGCAGCAGCACGAGAUCGGCGCCCAGAAGAUGUACUCGCUCUGCUCCGAGCUCGGCGGCCUCUUCCUCAAGGCUGCUCAAAUUCUGGGCAAGCCCGAUUUGGCGCCGACGGCCUGGGUGAAGAGGCUUGUUACAUUGUGCGACAAGGCUCCGUCCACGCCGAUCGAAGUUGUCAGAGAUGUUGUAGAGAAACAGUUCUGCAAGAGCUUUGAUGAGAUAUUUGAUUUCUUUGAAGUUGAGCCUGUUGGGUCUGCUUCUAUUGCACAGGUGCACCGAGCGAGGCUUAAAUCAUCAAAGACAGAUGUUGCUGUCAAGGUUCAACAUCCAGGAGCUGAACAAUUGAUGAUGGUUGAUAUCCGGAACAUGCAAGCAUUUGCCUUGUUCUUACAGAAAUAUGACAUCAACUUUGAUCUGUUCUCCGCCACAAAAGAGAUGGAAAAGCAGAUAUGCUAUGAGUUUGAUUUUGUGCGAGAAGCGAGAGCAAUGGAAAGAAUACGAGAAUUCUUACGUGUCAGCAAUAAGAAACCUCCAGUUAUGGUGCCUCGUGUGAUUCCUGGAAUGAUUAGCAGGGAGGUCUUGGUCAUGGAAUUCAUACAAGGAACUCCAAUAAUGAAUCUCAGCAGUGAAAUGUCUAAAAGAGGAAUUGAUCCUGCUGGUAAGCUUGCAGCAAUGGCAAAGCAGAAGAUUCUGACGGAUCUUACACUUGCUUAUGGCCAAAUGAUCUUGAAGGAUGGCUUUUUCCAUGCAGAUCCACACCCAGGAAACAUCCUUAUCUGCAACAACACAGAGGCAACUUUGCUUGACUAUGGACAAGUGAAAGAAAUGCCAGAGGAUUUACGACUGGCUUAUGCAAAUCUUGUCAUUGCCAUGGCCGAUGAUGACCUUUUGAGAACUAAAGAAAGUCUCAGUGAAUUUGGUUUCAAAACAUGGAGUAUAGCAGACAAUGAGCUAGAAGAACUGUUUCAGUUAUCUCUUAGAAUGUUUGAUACAAGAUUACCGCCUGGAGUAACCGUGCUCUCGCCCUUUGCUGAUGAUUCUUCACUGAAUAAAGUUGGAGUAGAGAGCUUCCCAGAGGAAUUAUUUUCGGUGCUUCGAACGAUACAACUGUUGCGCGGGCUGACUGUAGGGAUGGGCCUCCGUUUUUCUUGUGCUCAGCAAUGGAAACCAAUUGCUGAGGAAGCUUUGUUAAAGGCUGGGAGAAUAAAAGAUGUAAAAUCAAGAAGACCAAGAAGAAGUUUCCUUAGAAGGUUCUUUUAG
Messenger RNA from Triticum turgidum subsp. durum (durum wheat), 1434 nucleotides. The record is from the annotation of a GenBank genome assembly. NCBI's taxonomy places the organism in Eukaryota, Viridiplantae, Streptophyta, Magnoliopsida, Poales, Poaceae.